This is a messenger RNA of Cyanistes caeruleus (blue tit), 537 nucleotides long. The record is from RefSeq and is a predicted model, not a curated record. NCBI's taxonomy places the organism in Eukaryota, Metazoa, Chordata, Aves, Passeriformes, Paridae.
UUGCCAUGGGUGCGCAGCUUCCGCUUCCGCCUUCCUUGGUACGGGUUCUCCGGUGGAGGCGGCGAUGGCGGCGGCCUCGUCCUCCUCCUCCUCCUCCUCAUCUUCCUCAUCUUCCUCUUCUUCCUCCUGCUCCUCCUCGGCGGCGGCGGGCUGCCGGGAGGGCCCGGCGGUGGCGGCAGGGCCCGGUUGGAGCGACUCCCAGUUCCGCCGUUACUCCUUCGAGACGCGGCCCAUCCCGCGGCUCAGCCACAGCGACCCCCGCGCCGAGGAGCUCAUCGAGAACGAGGAGCCAGUGGUGCUGACAGAUACGAAUCUGGUUUAUCCUGCUCUGAAAUGGGACCUGGACUACCUCCAGGAAAACUUUGGCAAUGGGGACUUCUCAGUGUAUAGUGCCAGCACACACAAGUUUUUGUACUAUGAUGAGAAGAAAAUGGCCAAUUUUAAGAACUUCAAACCCAAGUCAAGUAGGGAAGAAAUGAAAUUUGCCGAGUUUGUGGACAGGCUCAAAGAAAUACAACAAAAAGGGAGUGCUGAGAG